AAUCUGAACCCGUUGUUGACACAGACCAUCUCCCACACUCUUUUGAAAACCUUCACACAUAUUUGACGCAGCUACUAAGUGAGUCCUGAGUUACACAAUUCUUUCCUGCUCUCAGUUAUCGUCCGUAUAACGUUAAUGCUACAUCACCUCCACAAUGUAAGCCGGUUUCUCGACAAUGAAACGAUUACUAUUCACGUUUCUUCUCAUAUCCUCGAACAUCAUACUAAUUCAUGGAAACCUACAUAAGAAAUGUUGCGGAGACGGGCAAGAAAUUGUCGAAAAAAAUUCGCAAUUCACCUGUGAAAAAGUGCAGAAUGCGAGGCUUCAGGAAAAUUUCGAAAUUGAGGAUUUCCUGGCAAGGAAUAGACCCGGAACUUGUGUAGAAAUUUUUUCCGGUAAAACAGUGGCCACGUUCCAAGUGAAGAAUGACACGAAAAGUGUCGUCAAACUGGAGGAUCAUGGAGAGUUUUUCUUUCCCAAAUGUUGCCCCUUGGAUUACCGAUACAACACCACUACUCAUGCCUGCGAGAAAGAACCCGGAAACUCACUCGGCUUCUUGAAGAUGGAUUCUUUCGUUCGGGUAGGACUUCCGGAAUGCGAGAUCAUAUCGGACAAGAUCCUUGAGUCGCAGGAUGUGAAAAUGAACGGAAAAGAUUUGAUUUUGUUGAAGGAGAUGAGGAUACUCGAGGAAAAGUAUUGCGUCGAUUCUACAUUGGAUGGAAAACUAAUUGUGAGGAUCUGCGAAAGUGAUUACCAAAUUUGUAGUCAGAUUAUGUGUAUACACAAAUGUUGUCCAGACGGGCAGAGCUUCAUAAACGGUGCAAAUUGUCGAGAUACUUUCACUCAUGGGAUCGAUCUUACUUUAACAGAAGCUGUACUAUCUCCAUACGAUCCAUUUGUUCUAAUCCACGGCUUCAAACCACGAAUACAUCGCCUCUCACUGCAAAAGUACAACUACCACGUGGACAGAUUCGGAAUUUUCUCAGCAUACCAGAAUAAAACCGAAUCUUUCGACCAUUACGAAGUUUAUAAUCGUAGUUAUUGCAUAGAGCAUGCUUUAAAACACAAUAAUGAGAAAAUACUCCUUGAUCAAUAUCUUAUGUUCGCCGAAUCUAAGGAACCUCCGAUUGCUAUGAAGUUCUUCGUAACUAGAUGGAUCAAAGUGGUCUCUUGCUUCUUUUUGAUUUUGACCAUAUUGGUUUAUCUUUUGUUGCCGAAAAUGAGAAAUUUAUUCGGGAAAAUCCUCCUGAAUUAUUGCCUAUCAACAUUUUUAUUUUUCGCUUGUUUGGCAGUAUCCCAGUUUUAUUCCAGUGAUUUCAGCGAUGCCAUGUGCAGGGGCAUAGGUUUUCUGUCAAUACUUUCUAGUAUUUGGAGUUUCACUUGGUUGCACAUAAUGUGCAUUGAUAUAUGGUUUUCCUUCGGAACACCAAGAACCUUGUCAGGGCCUCUCCAGAAAAAAGAAUGGAAGAGAUUACUAUGCUACAGUUUGUAUGGAUGGGGAUUUCCAAUACUCUGGGUUGCAAUGAUAGCAGUACUCAGCGUCACAACCAUAAUGCCCGAAGCAAUGCAUCCUAUUAUUGGAAAAAGAAAAUGUUACUUGGAGAAUUCAGAUGGACGACCAGGGAAUUAUUCCUACAUUAUUUACGUGACUUUACCGUUGCUUAUACAGCAAAUCGUCAACACUAUCUUGUUCGUCAAAACCAUUCUAUAUUGCUUGAGGAUUAAAGCCGAUGUUGAAAGGAUGAACGAUUCAGAAAAGAGAACAGCACUGAACGCCAGCAAAGAAAGGUUGGGCUUGAUUAUGAAAUUGGCUGUGAUAAUGGGUGUUCUGUUUAUUUUUGAAACUGUGUCUUCAAUUCACAAUUUCCAGGGAAACAUUUUCACCACUUAUAUAGAGGUUGUCUGGGAUAGUAUCAACUGUCUGCAAGGUGUUUUUAUCUUCAUCAUCUUCAUCUGUAAAAAGAAGGUGUACAACAACAUUUGUGAUAAGAUUCCAAGGAUGAAAGCCAGGAAAAUUUCAGUAUCAUCAACUGUAACGACACAGGUUAGCAUGCAGACCGUCACUGGAACGAAGAAAUGAAGAAUAUCGGUACAAGAACCACUCUAUUUGAAUAUUUAUAUUUCACUCUACCUCUUGAAUACGAUUCUCGUACAAUUUGUGUAUUAUAAUUUAUGUGAUUUAUGUUUAAAGUAUAAAUUAAAGCUUAUUCAUAAAGAUAAA
This is a messenger RNA of Coccinella septempunctata (seven-spotted ladybird), 2221 nucleotides long. Its product is annotated as G-protein coupled receptor Mth2-like. The transcript has 7 exons. Bases 176 to 2080 code for a protein of 634 amino acids. Gene Ontology annotation, cellular component: membrane. Gene Ontology annotation, biological process: cell surface receptor signaling pathway; G protein-coupled receptor signaling pathway. Gene Ontology annotation, molecular function: G protein-coupled receptor activity. The record is from RefSeq and is a predicted model, not a curated record. NCBI's taxonomy places the organism in Eukaryota, Metazoa, Arthropoda, Insecta, Coleoptera, Coccinellidae.